AUGCGGAUGGAAUUGGAGGUUCGGUCUUUAAUCUUAGGCACCAGCUUGGUCGAAUGGCCUCUGUUUAUGGCUUCAUAUGCUUUAAGCCAAGCACUUCCUGGAACAAUUUGGAAAGAUACCAGCGGGAAGGUGGCCACAGGAGCAGCGCCUGCGGCAGCCAAGAAGAAGGUCCCGGUGCCCAGGGCCAAGCGGGAUAAAAGGGCAGCCUCCACCGCCAACAAGAAGGCCCCAGUGACCAACGUCAAGCGUGCCAAAGGGCUGGGAUCGACCUCGAAGAAGAUGGAGUACACUGAUGAAGAUGACACAUCCUCUGAUGAAGACGACACAUCCUCUGAUGGUUACUUCUCAUUUUCUGAUGAAGAGGACAAUGUGCACUUUAGCCUGGACAUUGCAAAAAAUGAUGUGCUUGAUUUCGUCAAUGACUAUGAAGAAGAUCGAGAAAUAUGUUCACAAGAGGUUCAACCAGACGUACAACAAAAUCAUGGGAGACCUGGGUGUUAG
This is a messenger RNA of Miscanthus lutarioriparius, 501 nucleotides long. The record is from the annotation of a GenBank genome assembly. Lineage: Eukaryota; Viridiplantae; Streptophyta; Magnoliopsida; Poales; Poaceae.